Pygoscelis adeliae (Adelie penguin) is the source of this 3937-nucleotide messenger RNA. RefSeq names its product LIM domains containing 1 (gene LIMD1). The transcript is spliced from 8 exons. The record is from RefSeq and is a predicted model, not a curated record. Lineage: Eukaryota; Metazoa; Chordata; Aves; Sphenisciformes; Spheniscidae. Gene Ontology annotation, biological process: positive regulation of miRNA-mediated gene silencing; cytoskeleton organization; regulation of DNA-templated transcription. Gene Ontology annotation, molecular function: transcription corepressor activity. The coding region runs from base 185 to 1162 and encodes 325 amino acids. Gene Ontology annotation, cellular component: P-body; transcription regulator complex; nucleus.
GGUGCUGGGGGCCCUGCCGCAGCAGAGGUCCUCCUCCUUCUCGGCCCCCUCGGUGCAGCCCGCCCGGGGGUUUUCGGGUCCUGCUGAUGCCUGCGGUCCCAGCGCCGGAGGGGACGGCAGCCAACUGUGGUACCAGGGCGUCCCGCUGUCCUUCCCCUCCAGCUCCGUGCCCACUGCCCCGAGCAUGGACUACCAGCACGCUGCCGCCUACCCCGGCCCAGCCGGCCACUUCGUGGCCCAUGGUCAAAACCAUCGGCCCAAUGGCAGCGGCGCGAGCCCUGAGCUGGGCUCCUCACGCCUGGCCUCGCGUGGGCCGACGGUUCCAGAUGCUCCACAGCCGCCUUUCCUGGAGGGCGCAAGUGGCCCACGGUCGGAUGCUGAGCACUUGGAGGGCUCCAGCACAGCGAAGGUGAAGCUGCCCUGCCAGACCCUCCUUCCGCAGCCGGAGCAAGGGCCAUCGGCGGCUGAGCUGAAGCUGGAGGCACUGACCCAGCGCCUGGAGCAAGAGAUGGAUGCUCGGCCGAAGGCCGAUUACUUCGGCACCUGCGUGAAGUGCAGCAAGGGGGUGUAUGGAGCAAACCAGGCUUGUCAGGCCAUGGGCAACCUCUACCACGAUGGCUGCUUCACCUGCGGAGCCUGCAGUCGAAAGCUGAGAGGAAAAGCCUUUUAUUUUGUCAAUGGCAAGGUGUUCUGUGAAGAAGAUUUCCUGUAUUCUGGUUUCCAGCAGUCAGCUGACAGGUGUUUCAUUUGUGGUCAUUUGAUAAUGGACAUGAUCCUGCAGGCUCUAGGGAAAUCAUAUCAUCCAGGCUGCUUCCGAUGCGUGGUCUGCAACGAGUGUCUGGAUGGAGUGCCAUUCACUGUAGACUCUGAAAACAAAAUCUACUGUGUCAGAGAUUACCACAAAGUUUUAGCUCCAAAGUGUGCAGCGUGUGGACUUCCCAUUCUGCCCUCUGAGGGGUCUGAUGAGACCAUUCGGGUUGUGUCCAUGGACAAGGAUUACCAUGUGGAAUGUUAUCACUGCGAGGACUGUGGGAUGGAACUGAAUGAUGAAGACGGGCAUCGCUGUUACCCGCUAGAUGAACAUUUGCUUUGUCACUCCUGUCAUCUGAAACACAUAGAGAACGGCACUACCCCAGCAGCUGUGUACCAGCACCACUACUAGCCAGUGUGGCCGACAUGGGAAAGCCCAGACAGAAGACUUGUUACGUGAUCUCCCUCUCCCCACCCUCAGUUGAUUUCCUGUGCAUGUUUUUCGCCAGUCGGCAAUGCUCCUGUAAAAGGAUAUGAGAGAUUUUUGCUGGUUUCCCAGAGUCUGUAUGCUUGUGAGUUCCAGCUGUAUCAAACCAUGUCUACUUGACCAAGAAUGUGGCAUGUUAUCUAAACUGAUCGGUUUACUUUUACGUGCCUUUUUCUGCUCUCUGGAGAUUCCUCUUCGCUCAUUUCAGAAGAUUCUUCAGUGAAAGCACAACUUGCUGUCGUGCCUAUGAACUCAGAUCGUGCCAUGCCCAAUUAAAAAGCCAGAGGCUGGCUUGCCUGCCUGCCUGCCUGCCGGAGACAUCCCAUCAGUCCACUGAGUGUUUCCUGACAAGCACAUUUCAUCAGAUUCCCUGAAGGACAUCAAUCUAUUAAUACCAGUUUUUAAACACUCUCUCUCUUUUUAUUAAUUCUUUAGGAAAAGUAAAGAAAGGGGUCUGUGCAAAAUGGCGUGCUCAGACCUUCCAGUUAAUUCCCCGAACUCAGGUAUCACGUCUGGCUGUAAAAGCACCAACUCUCCAAGCACAAACCAGACGUGCUGGCUGGCAGGUGGAGGCCAACAUCCCAUUUCAAAGCGAACAAAAAACUGGAACAAGCUAGGCUAAGCUACCCCGGUGACUUGGGGCCCAGGCUUGUGUGUCAGCAUGAUACACAGGGGCCAGUCUGCUGUGUCAGAGACUGAAUAGCGGAUUGUAUUUGGAAAGGAAAGGUCGGCAUGCUGAAAGUGUGGACACUGGGGAAAUCCAGCCGUGUUCUUGCUUGCAGAGCGUGCUUUGGAAAAAAGCUCUCCAUACACAGACACUUGCCUGAGUUUUUCAGCUUGUCCCUACAGCUCAGCCCCCAGCCUGGCCACUCCUUGCCGUGGUGUUCACCCAGCACAAAGCCAUUUCAUAAUGGUGCUUAUUUAGAGCUCUGGGAACAAACUCGAGAUGGUUAUGAAGGCUUGUAAUGGAGGCUUUGUUACACAGGGAUUUAGAGCCCAGCUCCACAACCUGUACUCAAAUGAGUAUGUUGGUAUAAACAGAUUUGCUCCCAUGAAUAACAACAGCUUAUCUGAGCGAGGGGUUAGUGAGUUUGGCCCUUGCUUUCUGUUCUGCUGAGAAAGCAGAAAAGCAGAUCAUUUCUCUUUUUGAACCCCCCUGCUUUAUAGUCAGAGAAAUCUGCUCCCCUGCUGUGUGUUACAUGUAAGAUAGAUGUGCCUGCAGUGCAUGUUCUGUAGGUACCAAAGCUGUGCAGCCCCUUGUGUACAGGUACAAAGUUUUUGUUUAAGAAAAAGCUUUUAAUUUAAAGUCUCAGAUGCAAUCAGGGAUCUUAGCUACCCUUUCCGACGUACUGUGUGGAAAACUAGUUAAAUCCUAAUGUAUCCGUGCUAAAGAUGUAAAGUCAGUUGAUUGAUAGAGGACAGGAUGACAUUCUUGAAGGUCUUUUUAGUGAGGAAACUACAAUAAAUUAGCUGAGCAGUGGCACUGGGACUCCUGACAUGAGCCUGUGCCAAGAACCCACUAUGGUUCAAUCAAACCUCUUUUCCCAUAGCAUGAAUGUAGCUAGAUAGGUGCUUGAACUUCACACCAUGUAGUCAGACUGCCUCGUGUACCCAUCUGGAGCAGCACAGGUGCCGGCUGCAGCAAGCUGCCUGUCUCUGCCUGUGCUAAUGAAUACCACGGGCCUCUGUUUUGAGUGGUGCAAGUUGCUGCGCUAAGUAUUAAACAGAGGCACAAGCAUCUGCUGUGAAACGGAUGAAGACCAGUGGCUUGUUAGCACCCUCCUACACGUCUGUAUCAGCUUGCCUUGGCUGAAGUGUGAACGUUUGAAACUGCCCAAGCCUCAGGAGCUUGGUGGUUUUGGCGUGGAGUUUCACUGGGCUGGCAGACCCUCUAGCGUUCUGCCCCAUCCAGCUGCAAGCGCCUCCACCUGUUGCUGCUGCUCUUCAGGAUGGGGACAGCGGCACGUGGCUGGAGGUCGGGGCCGCGCUGGAAACCAUCCAGAGCCCCAGCUUUCAUGUAGCUUGGCUCUCUGGUGCCGUUUCUCCCGGGGACAUGCAAGCCCUCAGUGAGUGGCCGAAAGCUCAAGGCGGGGGACUUUCCCACUGCAGUAUACAUGGCUCUGGGGCAUAUAUAAUGCGGAGAGUUUUAUCUGUGAUUUUAGAGGAGGUAAAAUUGACCCCAAAUAUGUGAGCUCCCUGGAGCCUUAAAUUUGGCCUCCGAAUGCUGGAUAGCAAAGGGAUGGGAACCGACACAAAAUAUAACUGGUGCUGUAUCCAGGCAAUAUGGAUUGGGGGCAACGAAACACCCAGGGCAGAUCCUGCAGUGCUCUCACCCUGGCGCAGCGUGUCAGCUUGUGUCCUGCAGCACAGCUGGGCAUGGGGGUGGGUGGGAGGUAUCUCAAGAUGCGACUAUAAUCUUAGGACUGUCUGAAGGGACUGAAGUGGGAAAUAACGCCAGCUGAGUGUCCCUGGUAAAUAAUUCAGAUAGUUCUGGGCCGGCGGUUCCCCUCUCUGAGCUUCUUCUGGCAGCGAAGACCGUGAGAUAUCAAAGUGGCUUCUGGAAGUGAGCUGGAAACACCAGCCCUGAUCUGUCGUUCUGUCUCUGAGAGGCCAGCUACUACAUGGCUCAUGCUUUUGCUAGCUCUUGAUUUUUAGAGCAGCCCCUCACGCACAUUUUCUGGCCUUGUUUUGGGAAGAUUU